AUGGACAGUGAGACGAAAUCAACUUUCAGCAAAUCUACGGGGCUUCCUCGGAAGCGAUUCUACAGAGCAAGAGCUCAUAGUAAUCCACUUAGUGACUCUCACUUCCCGAUCCCGAUUGCUCCAUCUCAUGUCGACUUUUCGCUUCACUUCCCCAAAGUUAUUGAAGCUGACAACAAAAUCUCCAAGAAGAUUGAGUUUGCGGAUAUCGGAUGCGGUUUUGGUGGCCUUCUCAUUUCCCUUUCAACGCUCUUCCCUGAUACACUAAUGAUCGGUAUGGAGCUGAGAGACAAAGUGACGGAAUACGUCAAGGAAAGGAUCUUAGCCUUAAGGAAAACGAGCUCGGAAGGGCAGUACGAGAACAUCUCUGUUGUUAGGACUAACUCGAUGAAGUACAUUCCUAAUUACUUUGAGAAAGGACAGCUUUCGAAGAUGUUUUUUCUCUUCCCUGAUCCACAUUUCAAGGAGAAGAAUCACAGGAGGAGAGUGAUUAGCACUCAUUUGUUAGACGAGUAUGCUUAUGUUCUUAGAGCUGGUGGGAUUAUAUACACAAUCACCGAUGUUGAGGAGCUCGGAGAAUGGAUGAAGGCUUGUUUAGAGAAACAUCCAAUGUUUGAAUCUCUGACACAAGAAGAGCUCGAUUUGGAUCCUGUGGUUGAGCUUCUAUGCAGUGCUACUGAGGAAGGACAGAAAGUUGCCAGGAAUGGAGGACAAACUUUCAGAGCAAUUUUCAGACGCAUUGCAUAUGCUUCUUGA
Messenger RNA from Arabis nemorensis, 753 nucleotides. Lineage: Eukaryota; Viridiplantae; Streptophyta; Magnoliopsida; Brassicales; Brassicaceae. The record is from the annotation of a GenBank genome assembly.